GUUUAGUAGGCUAUCAUUGAGAACUGAUACCAGUUAAAGCCGAAUUGAAUCCCAAACCUUGGCGAGUGUAGCCUUAAUAUUAUACCACUUCAAAGACUCCGAUUCCCGGCAUGCAACAGAACAAAACAUUGCCUCCCUUCGCCUAUCCAUCGCGGCUUUUGGCACGCCCCAGCGGGGGUUCUAAGCUGAAAGGGUUCAUUGUGUCGGGUACUGAAUGGAGACUUUGCUGUUUAAUGUGUGGAUGUCGAACUCCGUCUGUUGUAGCCACAGGCAGGAUUAACUAGCCAGAUCGCUCCACACAAUCGCACACUGCCGUAUCUGAAUCAUGCACACUAUCGCAAAUAGCGCAAACUGGGAGUGGGGCGUUUAUUGUGCGCGAUACGGGUAAGGAUGCGGUUUUGAUCCGCUGUGAACCUGUGCAUUGUUCCACCGUGGAAAGAUGAAUGGAGAGACCGACAAAAAUCACGGAUUAACAAUGUAGUAGUGCUUUUGCCACGCAUCGGAUAUCACGUUCUGCAGGUUUCUGAAUUCUCACCCGUGGGAACCAGACUUUAAUGUGAUUGAGGCUUUCGUCCAUCGUGGAUUUCUCCACUCGACUUGUAUUUUCUGGAGGAAACUGUGGGAAAACGUGUUUCUGUCUGUAACAGAGGAAAACAGCGGACAAUAACAUGGGGAACGCUGAGAGUAUGGAUGCCCAGCUCACAGACUUCAGGGCGAGGAACAAGCCCCCAAACUACCCAUGCCAGACCCUGCAGAAUUGGAGGAGAGAUUCGCAAUUGCCUUGAAUUCAAUGAACCUGCCUCCUGACAAAGUGAGACUACUGCGACAGUACGACAAUGAGAAGAAAUGGGAGCUGAUUUGUGACCAGGAACGAUUCCAGGUGAAGAACCCCCCACACACGUAUAUCCAGAAGCUCAAAGGCUUCCUGGACCCAGCUGUCACCAGGAAGAAAUUUCGCCGAAGAGUGCAGGAGUCGACCCAAGUGCUCCGUGAGUUGGAGAUCUCGCUGCGAACCAAUCACAUCGGCUGGGUGAGAGAAUUCCUGAAUGAGGAGAAUAAGGGUCUGGACGUGCUGGUGGAGUAUCUGUCCUUUGCUCAAUAUGCUGUCACGUGAGUAGCUCUCGCUAAUGU
Molecule: messenger RNA, 1131 nt
Organism: Clupea harengus (Atlantic herring)
Lineage: Eukaryota; Metazoa; Chordata; Actinopteri; Clupeiformes; Clupeidae
Gene: fmnl2b
Product: formin-like protein 2
Exons: 5
Coding region: 740-1114 (124 amino acids)
Biological process (GO): regulation of cell shape; cell migration; cortical actin cytoskeleton organization
Cellular component (GO): cytosol
Molecular function (GO): actin filament binding; small GTPase binding
Source: RefSeq, a predicted model, not a curated record